This is a messenger RNA of Caenorhabditis sp. 36 PRJEB53466, 322 nucleotides long. The record is from the annotation of a GenBank genome assembly. Lineage: Eukaryota; Metazoa; Nematoda; Chromadorea; Rhabditida; Rhabditidae.
AUGAACUUUGUCACUCUUGCCGCCCUCUUCCUCGCCCUCUUCGUAAGUUGCUUCUCAUUUCAGAAGACUGUACAUUUUCAUUCAGAACAGCGCGGCUUCUCAACUCAAUCAAGCCUGUCUGUUCUGUUCGGGAGUACUCAAUGUGCCAGAAGAUUGGGCUGCGGCUCAGACUCUUCUGAAGUUCGGAUGUGGAAAGCUGGGAGAUGCCAAGGACUCGUGCGUCAACCUCGUCAAUGCGGCCGAUCUGACGUCGUCGUACCCACAGAUGUACCCGUACAUUGUUCAGUUGAAGGACAUUGGAUGCAAGAAGUACUGCUCUUAA